Asparagus officinalis (garden asparagus) is the source of this 970-nucleotide messenger RNA. RefSeq lists its product as uncharacterized. The record is from RefSeq and is a predicted model, not a curated record. The coding region runs from base 105 to 680 and encodes 191 amino acids. The transcript is spliced from 3 exons. NCBI's taxonomy places the organism in Eukaryota, Viridiplantae, Streptophyta, Magnoliopsida, Asparagales, Asparagaceae.
UAUGUCCUCUCUCUCCUCUCUCUAUCUCUCUUGUGAAUAUAUGGCAUCUCCGAUCCCAACAAAAUUAACUAAAUUUCAGUUAGCAACAGCUAGCUCUCAUUCUCAUGGCUUUGUACAAAGAGAGUCGAAUUCUGCGAUGGGCCAAAACCCUCUUCUUUCUUCUCAACAUGUUGGCUUCUCUGCUUCUUGUCUGUGCUCCUCCUCUGCUUGUUGUGAUUCUAGAUUUGCUUCUUCCGUCGGCGCUGCUGUCGGCUGCAUCUAAUCCCGCUUUCUCAGCGGUGGGCGUUUUAUCGCAGCUCAAGAGUUAUCGGUUUCAAUCGUCGCUUGUUGAUGUGCCUCUUGUCUCGGUUGCUAGGUCCCUGCUCAUCCUAUGUGUGUAUUUGGUUUGUGAAGGGCGAGGGCCGUACUUAGGAAUUACGACGGUUUGCAGUAUCGGGUCGAUUGGGUUCGUAUCGCUCAAGGCGACGACCAUGUUUGGGACCGAGAUGGUACAAGGUCGGCGCCUGCUUGCGAUCGGAAACAAGGACGGUGCUGCGGUUGACGCUUUGUUCUUGAGCUCCAUGGCGCUGGCGAUGGCUCAUAUUCUGGUGGGUUAUAGAACUAGUUGCCGGGAGAGGAAAAAGCUGCUCGUGUACAGGAUCGACAUUGAGGCGGUAAAAUUAAAGGAUAUCAAGGUCUAGGAGAGAUUGGAGAUUGAAGAAACUUCCAACUCCCAUCACUUCUGAAGAUACGUACACGGAUAAAUACCUUCGGUAUUAUUGAAAGCAAGCAGAGAUUUAAUUAUAACGACCUUUUCUUUACGAUUUCAAUUUUGUAUUUCUUAUGUACAUACAUACCGGCACUCCUGCUUAAGCAACCACAUGGGUUUGGGUUGAUUAAAUUGUAUAUAAUCUCUUCUUUUUUAUCUUUGUCGUCUUCGUUAUUAAAGAAAUUAUAAAAUAUAUCUCAUGUUGCUGGCUUUGGAAGAACA